This is a messenger RNA of Bipolaris zeicola 26-R-13, 906 nucleotides long. RefSeq lists its product as uncharacterized. The coding region runs from base 1 to 906 and encodes 301 amino acids. The transcript is spliced from 2 exons. The record is from RefSeq and is a predicted model, not a curated record. NCBI's taxonomy places the organism in Eukaryota, Fungi, Ascomycota, Dothideomycetes, Pleosporales, Pleosporaceae.
AUGACGGGUACUUGUACAGGUGGUGCAUGCCGUUGCGAGGUUACAUGGACUAUAAACCCAUGGAUUCCACGCCCCUCAAACCCGGCCUUCUCUUCGUCCACGUACGUCUCCAUUGCCCCAACCUUCCUCCGCUGGACAAAACUCCACUUCCAAGACCUCCUCAAUCUACCUGCCAUCCCCUCUUCCAAAGCCAAAGUAGCCUUCUGUCUACGCGCCACCGCACCUGACGAUGCUGAGAACUACUCACACGAAGAGAAAUCAAGCGCAAAGCCUGCAAUCGUGCACAUAUGUGCCAUAGACGAUCUAUCCGUGACAAAAAGUAAACCCUUCCGUGACAUAAGUCCGAAACUGAAUGUAGAAUACACGCGGCCCCUCGGCGCACACGAACAAGCAGUCGCUUACAAAAAUCCAAACGACACCAUUGACAAGGAGGCAAUGGUUUCCGAAAUCGCCAACUCAAAACUAGCCGUGUAUGACGAAGUUGAUUCAAGCGAAGAGGAGCGGUUCCACGCCUUGAUGCCCGAAAACGUAGAUGGCUGCUUGGUCGGAGUGCAUUUUACACUGCUCUCGUUUUCUGGCGAUAAAAGCGAUGACGCGAUCGAAAUCAAAGACCAAAUAGUAGAAUUUCUACAGAAAGAUGGCGCACCGGGGUGCAAAGUAUGUGCCUCGCUCUACCGUUGGGCGGGCAAAGAGGCUCAGCCCGAUGGGUACCCAGCCAUCGAUGUGGAAGGAGAUGCACAGUGGAUGGUCUUGGCGUGGCUUGAACAUUCAGGUUCCAACAGGGUGUUGCAAAAGGAUGUCGAUGGUGUUAUUGGUGCGUGUGUCAAGUCGGAUGGAGAGUCCAGUGUAGGGGAAGGAGGCAAGAUUGGGUAUGGGGUCUGGCUUAUUGAGUUACUUAUGGAGUAG